GCGAAAACAACAUGAUGACUUGCUCUCCUGAAGCAUUUCGUACGGGGAUUUUCCCGGCUUCUUCGGCGGCGGAGGAAGCGGUGCCUUCCUCCACCAGCAUCCCCUCCUCUAUCUCGUCGUCUUCCAUGUUUCCUCUCAAGUUGAUAACAGGAAUUGCUUUAUAACUAAUUUAUGAGUUUAUUGCAAAUGCGCCCCUUUAACUUUACGGAAUAUUUUUAUCUGGUCCUAAAUUUCUCUAAUAUCCCAAGUUGCUCCUACAACUAACUUUCUAUCUCUCUUUUUUAUUUUUUAUUUUUAAGUCGAAUGUUUCCUCAUUAAACACAAUCUCAAAAGUUCCAGGACCAAAAGUAACGAACAGAGUUGUUGGACCACAAUGAAACAAUCUCAGAAGAUUAGGAGGCAAGUAUGUAAUUAACCCAUAUUUUCUUAAUUGCUUUUACCUUUUUCCCUCCUGACGGAAACGGCGUCGCGUCGGUAUUUCGGCGGUGCUACAAGACGAGGUGGCGAAUACUUUGAAGCACCUGGCGGCCAUGGUGACCAUGGCCGAACUGGAAGAGCAAGUUCCCGCCAUGAGAGCUCUAGGCUCUCUCUUCAAGCUCACCGAAGUCUUUCUCUGGGACGACGGCUCAAAGGAGACGAAAGACAGGUCCUUUUCCAUGAGCCGGCCUAAACCAGCUGGCGACGGCGGCGAUGAAUGUGGGACUUUGGCGGAGGAUAUGGAGCUUACUAACCAGAUGAAUGCGCUGGGGCUUCCAGUCUCAUUCAACACUAAUAAGGAGAAGAGGAACAGAAAGACGGAGGGUAGAAGAAAGGGAAUGCGCCUGAAGCAACCAGACAGUUCUCUGGACGUUGUAGGUGGAGCAAUGGAGCCUUCCAAAGUGAGUGAGGGGGAGAUUGUUUCUCCUAUGAUAUUCGAUGGUAACACAAGCAGUUCUUUGUGUUGUUUGCCAAUGAUGGGCCAAAGUGAAUCAUCUUCCUCUGAUGUUGCAGCGGGUGCUGUUGAAUUUCAGUGCCCUUGUGUAGAAGGAGAUAAUCCAGAAAAUUCAACUGAGAUUACUGGUGAUGCUGUCAAAGAACAAGAUCGUGAUGGAAUAUUGGCCGUCGUUUGUAAUGAUGCCCAGGGUUGUGACCCUUUACACAGGGGCCAUGUGCUCAGCGACAUAAUGAGAAUUGCGGUGAGCUCAACUGAUUUAGAUGCUGGACGUUGCCCUGAAAGCUGCUCAGCAGAUGCUGCUGUUGGCAAUGAUGAGACAGAAUCAGGUGAAAUAUUAAUGGAGCAUGAUCACUUAGAGUGUUCAUUAGCGGCUUCCCACGAAGCAGAACUUACCAAAACAUGCGAGGACUAUAUCCCUGAACCGCAACAGGUUUCUGAGACAAUUUCAUAUUCCAUGUGUUCAGAAGUGCUUGACCCUGAUGGAACUGACUGCCAAGACAACGGUGAUUCCGGAGACUGGAUGGUAUAUUGGGAUUCUUACUACAUGAGAAAUUACUUCUAUAAUAUCAAAACGCAUACUUCCACAUGGUAUCCACCCCUAGGCAUGGAAUAUUUAGCAUCUAUUGAUGCCAUAUGUAAGCCAAAUGAUGUGAUUUCUGAAGUAAUGGAGAUUGAUGUUAGCACUGACUCAAAGGCAACAGAUUUAUGUGGUGUGAGUAAAACUGAUUCAUUCCAAGAAUCAAUUACUCAAGAUGUUUCACAGGGUCAGCCAUAUCAUGAGAUCUCCGGGGGGAUUGAACUCACUGUUGACACUUCUAUGUCUGAAACCACUUUGUCAACUGUCACUGUAAGCAGAUGUCCGGUACAUUCAGAUGAAAUCGACAAGAACAAUAACACCUGCAAUGAUGGGAAUGCAUCAUGCUUCUCAUCAGAUGUCCAGGAUCAUAUCGCUAGUAUCAGAAACAAAACCAAGCAGUUGAUUUCUGAUGAUGUCUGCAACAGUGGUUUGCAGCCAAUUCUUGCUGAACAGAUUGAUGAACAAAAUACUAUUGAACUCAAUAAUAAGCCUAAUGAACCUAAUUUUUGUGAGGAAACUCUCAAAGAUUGUGAAGAUUUUGAUGCGUUUCAAAUAUUAAUACAAGCAGCUUGUCCCAUAAAUACACUGAUGAAGUGUCUGAGGAUAGUAAUAUGCAUUCAGAAAUGAAGUUUUGGCAACAAACCAGUUGGAAAUGCAGCUUGACCCUGCUGUACAAAAACGGAAGAAGAAAGUGAGAAGAAAGAAAAUUCAGAGAAAAUUAUCUAAUGAGAACGAAGAGCUUCUAUUUCAAGAGCUGUUCAAAGAGUUUUCUGCUGAUAUGGGAAAAUAUUGGUGUCAACGGUACCUAUUAUUCUCCAGAUACGAUGAUGGUAUAAAAAUGGAUGAGGAAGGAUGGUUCUCUGUCACUCCAGAGCUUCUAGCUAGGCAUCAUGCAGAAAGAUGUGGUAGUGACGUCAUCAUUGACUGUUUUACUGGAGUUGGUGGGAAUUCCAUCCAAUUUGCACAGAU
Messenger RNA from Pyrus x bretschneideri (Chinese white pear), 2480 nucleotides. RefSeq names its product trimethylguanosine synthase. Gene Ontology annotation, molecular function: RNA cap trimethylguanosine synthase activity; protein binding. The coding region runs from base 531 to 2138 and encodes 535 amino acids. The record is from RefSeq and is a predicted model, not a curated record. NCBI's taxonomy places the organism in Eukaryota, Viridiplantae, Streptophyta, Magnoliopsida, Rosales, Rosaceae. The transcript is spliced from 8 exons. Gene Ontology annotation, cellular component: nucleus. Gene Ontology annotation, biological process: 7-methylguanosine RNA capping; 7-methylguanosine cap hypermethylation.